Molecule: messenger RNA, 2073 nt
Organism: [Torrubiella] hemipterigena
Lineage: Eukaryota; Fungi; Ascomycota; Sordariomycetes; Hypocreales; Clavicipitaceae
Source: the annotation of a GenBank genome assembly
AAUAAAUGAAAUCCAUCUGCUGGGUUCGCAGCUAGUGGCAGAGUCAUGCAAGACUAUGAUGGCCAGCCAAAGAUUAUCGUAGGCCUGUUGCUUGAGCCCGUUUGCGUAUAUGUAUAUCAGAGCCACCCACACACAUCCUCUCCCGCCUGCCUGCAUCCCAGAAACAGGCUGUCCGUUCGUCGUUUUUUAUUCACUUCCCGUUCACCCCGUUCUGUAUUUAGCCUUGUCUUUGUAAGGCUGCGUCAACUACGGCGAAUAUACAAAGCUCCCCCAACAGCCUGCUCGCCUAGCCUGCUUACUUAGGCACACCUAUCGCACCUCCCUCCGCCACCUCCAACUAACACUUCUUUCCCACCCCCAUCCUCAUCCAACUUCUUGGACCGCUUUACUUUUUCUUACUUUAAUAAUACACACACCAAAUCCUGCUUAGGGAUAACUUCGAAAGAAGAAAAAGUUCUCUGUUCUUUUUUUAUCUCCUCCGCAUCUGAAGGGCCCUUUUUUCACGCGGACCCCCAAACUUCGAAACUCUGCGCUUUGAUUCCCGGCAUUGGGCCAACCAACAGGCGCAUACUGAAACUAGCAGCACGUUCACGCCUGGUGUUGGUUCACCGUGUGCCCCUACUUUUCAAAGACCCUGACCUCGUCUGCGCCUUAAAAGACCUCCAGAGACCUUCUUCGACAAGGCCCAUCUAAAUUUCAACCACUCUUACUAUUCUCUACCAACACACCUCCACUUGGUUAAGGCUUCGACUUAUCAACGCCGCAUAACUUCAAUCGUAUCAUCCUUACUUGGCUCAGUCUCUCGACUUCAAAAGUAGUUUGAUACCUAUUCCACAAGCUGUCAAGCUUCAUCAUCACAACCUCGUCGAAUAGUUUCAGGCAAUGGCGUCGAUAGUAUCCAACAACUACUUCGACCAACACGCUACCAAGCACCACCAGUAUCUACCACCACGACCUCCACCAUCGCCCCCGAUGGAGGAAACAACUAGAUGCUCUCUUCCAUCCAUCUCCAACCUGUUGGAGAUGGCAGACGCUGGAUCUCCCAAGGCUGGUACCACCACCUCGUCUCCUCGAUCCUCCCCUCGAAGCGAUGCAUACGCUUCCCCUGCUCUCAUGAAUAAGAGACGCGAACCGCCUUCAGCCCUUCCUCCAUAUGGCGCUCGCCAGACGUACCAGAAGGAAGGCCUCCCACCAACGCCUCCUCAAUCCACAGACAUGUCAUUUGACAAUCCUCGCUCACCACAUCGCUCCCAGUUCUCUCUGACAGGAUCACAAUCUCGUCAGUAUUACUCUAGAACACCUCCCCUGGAAUCCGACCCCUCAAGGCGACACGCAUAUGCCCCCAUCCCAGAGCCACGCCAGGCUCGCCACGACUAUCACCCGUCACCACUGCAACAUCAACAACUGGCUCGUGAUGGCUAUCAUUCUGCUCCCCGCGGACACCCAAUGCCACCGCCGCAGCACGGAGACAGCAAUGCGGCGAAUGGCUGGGAGCACCACCACCACUACCUGCACCCGUCUCAGAUGGCGCUUUUCCCGCAAAGCCAAGACCGCUACAUCUGCCCAACAUGCCACAAGGCCUUUAGCCGACCUAGCAGCCUGCGCAUUCACAGCCACUCACAUACAGGAGAGAAGCCUUUCAAAUGCCCUCACCCUGGCUGUGGCAAAGCCUUUAGCGUGCGAAGCAACAUGAAGCGUCACGAGAGGGGCUGCCAUGGUGUCGGAGCAGCCGAAGGCAAUGCUCCUGCUAGUGCAUACUCGUGGUCUGCGACUCACUAGAGACUCCACGGCACGUUUUGGAUUUACCCCUGCCAUCCAUUGCCUUGGCCGUCUUCAAGGCACAAGGCUGUACUAUUAUGACGAAAAUUUUGUACUAGCAGAGAUAAGGGAUCAAGGUGACUCUGAUACCGCGAGGUAUACAGGGCCUUGGAAGAACCCUGAUGACUUUACGGCACAUACGGCUGAGCUUGCGCUUUUAUUUGUGGUUGUUUUAUUGCUUUUACAUAUUGUUGGUUUGAAAAUAAAUAGGUUAUAGACUAGAACGGCGAAUUCACAUUUGAUAUUUACAUUUAC